Messenger RNA from Micropterus dolomieu (smallmouth bass), 1946 nucleotides. RefSeq names its product splA/ryanodine receptor domain and SOCS box containing 3b (gene spsb3b). Lineage: Eukaryota; Metazoa; Chordata; Actinopteri; Centrarchiformes; Centrarchidae. Gene Ontology annotation, molecular function: protein binding. Gene Ontology annotation, cellular component: SCF ubiquitin ligase complex. Gene Ontology annotation, biological process: proteasome-mediated ubiquitin-dependent protein catabolic process. Bases 57 to 1349 code for a protein of 430 amino acids. The transcript is spliced from 7 exons. The record is from RefSeq and is a predicted model, not a curated record.
GACAGAGUGCAAACUGCACCUGUCACAAGGUCGGAUAGAGGCACACCAACAUUUAAAUGAGCAACUGCAAGACAGUGUAUAGGAAGACUACUGCAAGAGCUGCAAUGCUGAGAAGAGGCAGGAACGGCCGGGCUCGGCAUUUGGCCUGGAGCGAACCACGGCACGAGACAGAUGCCAUGGCAGUGAUCCAGACAUCGGACAGGGAGGAAUGGGAAGGCCAGACAACGACACAGAUCAGCGACCUGGAGUCGGAGGUGGAUUACCUGCCGAGUUCUCAGACUGUAUGCGAGGUGGUGUCCAGCACCGUACCUGUGAUAGGGGAGUCGUUCUGCCAGUGUGAGCGACAGGAAGAGCUCAGCCUGGGCGACUGCGUCUGUGGGGAGGAGGAUCAGGGUUUUGACUGGUUGUGGGAUGAGCACUUCAAGUCCUCUGGAGCCUUCCUCAGCUGUGACAACAGGAAGGUGAGCUUUCACUCAGACUACAGCUGUGGCACAGCUGCCAUCCGUGGCACCAAAGAGCUCACAGAUGGCCAACACUUCUGGGAAGUCAAGAUGACCUCUCCUGUCUACGGAACAGAUAUGAUGGUGGGAAUUGGAACUUCAGAGGUGAACCUGGAGAAGUUCAAAUACAGUUUUGGAAGCCUGCUGGGCCAUGAUGAGGACAGUUGGGGUCUCUCCUACACAGGUCACCUCCAGCACAAAGGGGACAAAGUGAAGUUCUCCUCUCGGUUUGGCCAAGGCUCCAUCAUAGGGGUGCACCUGGACACCUGGCAUGGCACCCUGACCUUCUACAAGAAUCGGCACUGCAUAGGUGUUGCUGCCACUAGGCUGCAGAACAAGAAGUUGUACCCCAUGGUGUGCUCCACAGCAGCCAAAAGCAGUAUGAAGGUGAUCCGUGCCUGCUAUACACCCACCUCCCUGCAGUACCUUUGCUGUGCCAGGCUCCGCCAAAUGUUGCCCUGCUGCCCAGACCUACUUAACGCCCUGGAGCUGCCCCCGGGUCUGCGCACCCUCCUCCAUGCACAGCUAGGAUGGGUCUUCACCCUCAGCAGCAGCUCUGAGGCCUCAGAGGACAACAUGGACUCACCUGAGGAUUUCCACGAGGACAUGAGCCUGCCUUCCAGCCCCAGCCCCAUUCUGAGCCCAGUAUCCAAUCUGAGUGCCUGCGCCUCCCCGAGCCCCUGCACAAGCCCGUUUCCUGACACAGACCCAUACCAGUGUUCCUGUCAAAUGUCAUCUCAAACUCAACCCUGCACUUGCCACUGCCCUCCAACUCCUCCCAGCAGUGACUACGAAAGCUGCUGCUCCGAGCCAGAGGAUUACCAAUGUAAAAGAUGCCGCUGGACAUGACAUAAAGAAGAAGUCAAAUGUAUUUACAAGUGUUUGGCAUACAGCUAUUCUACCAUUGCCAUCAAAAUGUCCUGUUGGAAACCAUGGAGAUAAGAGCCAUCUGAUCUUUUAGACAACAUUUCUUAAUCAAAUCAUUGACUUGGAAUGCUGUGCUCUUUUUCAUUUACUCAUUUUUAUGACAUUUGAAAAACUUUGUCAUGAAUGGGGAGAAGGGAGUGAGUCUGUAGUGAGUGAGAAAUUUAAGGAAGUUGAGAUAUUAAAAGUCACAUCUGGGUCAUUCACUCUCAUUUUAGUCAAUUGCUAUUAUGGGGCUAAUGAGAGCCAUUUGUACUGCUCUGAUUUUUUUGUUUAAUUUUAUAAAUAUGCCAGUCACUGUCUUUAGAUUAAACUCUGAAUCUUGUACAAUUCUGGGGGCUAGACUUCAGGGGGAACAGAGUUGCUUUUUGAUACUGUGAAAAUUACUUUUUGUACAGUAAACGUGUGUUUUGUAAUCAGCAAUUGGCUUGAAUAUCAACAGUGGUUGUUUUUUUGCUUACAAGAGGAUUUGUUUUUCUAUUUACAGUUAUGCUUUGUUAAUGAACUUUCUUAUUCACUGAA